Molecule: messenger RNA, 1822 nt
Organism: Diachasma alloeum
Lineage: Eukaryota; Metazoa; Arthropoda; Insecta; Hymenoptera; Braconidae
Product: zinc finger protein ZIC 4
Exons: 3
Coding region: 120-1538 (472 amino acids)
Biological process (GO): regulation of transcription by RNA polymerase II; central nervous system development
Cellular component (GO): nucleus
Molecular function (GO): RNA polymerase II cis-regulatory region sequence-specific DNA binding; DNA-binding transcription factor activity, RNA polymerase II-specific
Source: RefSeq, a predicted model, not a curated record
CCCCAACCAUAUUGAUAAUUGUGAAUGACUCAUGCAGUGCAGUGAAGUGCGUGCAGGAAUACCGUUUGCAAAUUAAAUGGGAUUAACCGAGACUAACCAGUCCUAAAAAAUCCACCACGAUGAUGAACACAUUUCUGGACACAGUGUCCUCCCACCCGCACCACCUGGCGAAUCUCGGGAUAAAGUUGUCGCCAACCGGUGGCACAGAGGCGAUGGACGCCAACGUGGGUGUGCAACCGGUGCCAGGUGAAGCGCCAUCCCAGCAGCACCACCACUUCCAUCCCCAGGGCUACCCUCCUCCACCCCAUCAUCCCCAUCCGGCGAGUCACAUGACCCCGCACAUGGGCCACCACAUGGGCCACCAUCCGUCCUACGCGGCGCGUGAUUUUCUCCUCCGCCGUGAGCACGAGUUCAACGCAACAGCCAAUCCGACAACGCCGGAGAGUGGACUGGGAUUAUUUACACCCCUUCAUCAUGACGGCACGACAGCGGGAAUGCAGCAAUUUCCACAUCACCCGGGACAGCACCCGCUGGCCGCGGCGGGCCACUAUCCCGGCCAUUAUGGCCAGGACGCCAGACUACCACCGCAUCAUCAGUAUCUCGGGGCGCCCCAUUUAACCCCAGCGUCGAUUCAUCAUCAGCAGCAUCCAGCGGUCAGUCAUCCCAGUCAUCAUCCGCACGGGGCAUUUCUCAGGUACAUGAGAACUGGCGGCAGCUCGCAGAGACAGGAGAUGUCGUGCAUGUGGGUGGAUCAGGACAGUCCCGGCCCCGGGCGUAAAUUGUGCGGUAAACUAUUCAAUUCACUUCACGAUAUCGUCACACAUCUCACUGUUGAACACGUGGGUGGACCAGAGUGCACUACGCACGCGUGCUUCUGGCAGGGAUGCUCGAGAAAUGGUAGAGCAUUCAAGGCCAAGUACAAGCUCGUCAAUCACAUCAGGGUGCAUACCGGGGAAAAACCGUUUCCAUGUCCGUUUCCUGGGUGUGGAAAGGUCUUUGCGAGAUCGGAGAAUCUCAAGAUUCACAAGAGAACGCAUACUGGAGAGAAGCCAUUCAAGUGUGAAUAUUCAGGAUGUGAGAGACGAUUCGCAAAUAGCAGCGAUCGCAAGAAGCACAGUCAUGUUCACACAUCGGACAAGCCGUACAACUGUCGAGUAUCUGGAUGUGACAAGUCAUACACACAUCCUAGCUCGUUGCGCAAACAUAUGAAGGUGCACGGUAUGACUUUGGGGGAGGGAAAGCUGGGGGGUGGAUACGAGAGUGAGGGUGAGGAGAGCAGCAGCAGUGGUGGAAGUUUAUCGGUGACUGGACACACCGAGUCACCCCAGCCACCGCCUGUAGUACCAACUGUAACACCAGCCAACCCAACGACAAACAACCAUCCCUCGUCAAGGGGGCCAGAGUUGACUGAGUGGUAUGUCUGCCAACCACCGACUGUUGGACCCCAGCACAGCCCAUUGCCCGGCCCACCACCACCCCAUCACCUAGGACACCACUUCAAUCACACCCUUAUGCAUCAUCAAGCGACGGCAUACUGAGCUGACUUGUUUUAAAUGCCUGAAAUGACAUUUCUCGUUGGUAAAUGCAUCGGUUCUUAUUAAAUUAUUUUUUUAUAUUGUUGGAGGACAGCAUAAAAAGUGCAACAUUCAGAGAAAAACACAGCGAAUUCGGUGGAAAAUUCUAUUGACUUUCGAUUGAGAUAUUUUCUACAGAAAUUCUUCGGCGGAAGUUUUGCUUUUAUUUGAAAAAUUAUAAAAUUCAUCCCAAGAAAUUACUGUGGACAUUGUCAAGGCAAGAAACAUUCAGUGAAAUUCAGUAGUAA